Plenodomus lingam JN3 is the source of this 2835-nucleotide messenger RNA. RefSeq lists its product as uncharacterized. Gene Ontology annotation, molecular function: DNA-binding transcription factor activity, RNA polymerase II-specific; zinc ion binding; RNA polymerase II cis-regulatory region sequence-specific DNA binding. The record is from RefSeq and is a predicted model, not a curated record. Gene Ontology annotation, biological process: regulation of transcription by RNA polymerase II; DNA-templated transcription. NCBI's taxonomy places the organism in Eukaryota, Fungi, Ascomycota, Dothideomycetes, Pleosporales, Leptosphaeriaceae. Gene Ontology annotation, cellular component: chromatin.
AUGGCGUUGAAGCAGUGCAGCAUGUGCGACCGGACCUUCACCAAGCUGGAGCACGUCAAGAGACACGAGAGGUCGCACACACGUGAACGACCGUAUGAAUGCCCGACAUGCAAGAAACAUUUCUCUCGAAGUGACGUUCUCUUUCGCCAUUGCAAAGGACAUGCACAAACCGCCUUGAACCGAGCGAGGAGCAACGAACAACAAAAUCAAGAGCAGGACUACCACCACAACACCCUCGACGACUCUCAGGACUCUGGACCGGCACCUUCGCGCAAAGGAACAGGCCAAACCCCAGCAGGAACUCCGCAGAUUCGGGAAGAUACCCAGUUCUCGCCGAUGGAUCAUAGAAGAGACUCUCAAGUCCCACAAAUCAACGUUGCCGGCCAAUAUAAUCCACACGUCUCUCCCGCUUCGCAUACUCGCCAAUCGUCCAAACUACAACCACCAACUCCUGGGGAAGAUCGAAUAGAAGCGCUCAUCAACGCGGCGCAGCAACUCGAACCUUCGGACACGCCAUGGCGCUCACCAUCGCCUAUGAUCAUUGGCCGUGCAGAGACACAUCAGCCUGCGAACCGGCAUAAUCAUGAGAAUAUGGGACCUCCCAUUGAUCCUACAAUGGACGUAUUGAAUUUUUCGCCCGCUGGAAUCGAUCAGUGGGCAUUUGAGCUGGUCCAAAGCAACAAUCCUGUAGCAAAUCGAACCCCAGCGGAUGCCCUACAAACUUGGCUCUUCCCGCUGGAAGGCGAUAUGCAGACACCACAUGGCGCGCAACACCUAGGAGUUGACGGUUUCUUCGACCCCAAUUUCUCCCGUGCAGGACCGGAAAACGAGCCUAGCCCAUCUGGAAGCAGCGUAUCAAUAGCAAGCAGAGUACCGCGAGAAAGGUUCCAGCGGGUACAAAGCUGCUGGCCGUCAAGGAGCCAGAAGACUUCGAAACUGAUGCCGGAUCUGUGGCAAAAUCUGAUCAUGGCCGAUUGCGCAAACAUCCUGUCAGAGCUCCCCAGUAGGGCCUCAGAGGCACCGAUGAGUGAAAAAGCACGGAAAAACUCGCGAUGGGGGGUUGACGAGGAAUGCAGGAGUGUGCUCCAAAGCGCAAUGAACAACAUACCGCAAAUACUACCAACGAGAUCUGAAUCUUACGGCGACACAGCUUCAUCCAGUGGGGAAGCUGUGGGUAGUCCGAGCGCGGACGGAGUUCAAUUCCCGCCAGCUGAAAUAUUAGACAUUGCGCUAGAGAUGUAUCUCUACUACUUUCACCCUACUUUACCCAUCAUACACAUUCCAUCGUUCUCAGCGAAGAACGCUCCAAGAUCACUAUUGCUCUGCAUGUGUCUAAUCGGACUGAGCAUAUUGGGCACAGCCGGCGCAGCCAAAUUUGUCGCACGGACAUUCCCAGCUGUACUCCAACUUGCGCUCACAGAGUUACAAUCAUUAUCAGCAACAGAUCAUCCACCCCAUCGACAAAUGCGCAUCAUAGCUACGGGAUUACUUGCUCUUAGCCUGGCAUCCAUCACAGGGCGCAAGAGUCGCAUUGCACAGGCGGAUAAGCUGUACGCAGAGCUAAUGACGGUCGCGCAAACCCAAGGGCUACUGUCCGUCAACGAGACCACACAGAUCGAUACACUUCUAGAUGAAAUUAUCGAUAUCGAAUCGAAAUGGCGAGCCUGGUCGAAAAUCGAAUGUGCAAAACGUAUCAUCUUCGGCAUCGUCGAAGCCGACUGCUGGUGGGCGGGCUACCUGUCGACUUCCCCUAUGAUUCGCCCCGAAACUGUGCAGAUACUACCCCCUUCGGACUACAGUCUCUAUCAUGUCAACUCUGCCACUAAAUGGGCUCAUCUCGUACACCGAGGCACACGCGUCUACUCUACCAAGAUCACUCCAUCAUUCCAUCCCACACCCGGUUUAAAGUUCGAUCCGAGCAGCUUUCGCAGCCUACUAACACUCUUGUUACUACGAAUCUACGAAUCAAAUGACAGACUCGCAAGUGCCACAGGCCCAGAAAAGCAGUUGGAGCCAUGGCGAAUAUAUGCUGAAGACGCGCGAAGCCGCGAUAUCCUACCACUCCUCGUCAACUUGUCGUCCUCGUCUAUCGAUGCACUAAGAACCGCCGAUUUGAACUCGGCUGUCCUAUGGCAUGCAUCCUGUAUGUUCCUGGGAGCCAAUAUGCGAUACUUUGAACUUGCAGCAGGCCGCGCUGGUCCUGAACCAGCUGUCAACGCUCUCGAAGAUAUCUCGUCAUGGUCGCAAACGCCUUCUGCCCGUCGUGCCGUGCUCCACGCUGCACACAUCUACAAACUACUUUUCGACCGCAAAGUCAGCGACAUUGUGAACCCACAUAGCGUCGUCGCUCUCUUCCAUGCUGCCCUCGUCUUGGGCCUAUACAUCUUUACGCUCCCUCCAUUAUCACCUGAUCUAACCAACGGUCAUUCCAACGAACUCUGCCUUAACAUGGCUGACACACCAUGUGUCGAACUUCUCGAUCUUGUCGACUGGAUAUCAGUUGGCCAGCAAGGUUUCACAUCACAUGCCGCUCCAACCUCACCCAUCUACUCUUCCGCCGCCUGCUCAUCUCCUGCCACUGCUGCAGUGCUUACAUUCAUCAAUCGUGGAGGUAACUUCAGCAUCACCGGCAUCGCGCUUGAAGCAGGUUACCUCGCUGCUCGGCGUACCUUGUUGCACUGCGCGGACCUCAUGGAGGGCAUGGGACGCUGGAAGAGCAGGACUUUCAGUCAAAUAUUGCAUAUUAUGAGCGAUGAUCUAACAUAUCAUGACAAUACAGGGGAUGAGGAAGAUGACAGUGGCGGGACGGGGGAUGGUAUGGAGGAUGGAGGGUGA